Molecule: messenger RNA, 3564 nt
Organism: Zychaea mexicana
Lineage: Eukaryota; Fungi; Mucoromycota; Mucoromycetes; Mucorales; Lichtheimiaceae
Exons: 9
Coding region: 1-3564 (1187 amino acids)
Biological process (GO): ribosome biogenesis; maturation of SSU-rRNA from tricistronic rRNA transcript (SSU-rRNA, 5.8S rRNA, LSU-rRNA); endonucleolytic cleavage of tricistronic rRNA transcript (SSU-rRNA, 5.8S rRNA, LSU-rRNA)
Cellular component (GO): nucleus; 90S preribosome
Molecular function (GO): GTPase activity; GTP binding; U3 snoRNA binding
Source: RefSeq, a predicted model, not a curated record
AUGGAGGACAAACCGAAAAAGGCUCACAAUGCCCCACAAGCGGGUAAAAAGGCCGAACGUAAAAAGGAAAAGAAGGCCGGAAAGCACUCCAAUGCACCUAAAAAUGCAAAGGCUUUUACUUUCCAAAGCGCAGGCAAAGCAGAACGAGCAGCACGACGUAAUUACGAUAUAGGAGAAAAGAAACUCCAUGUCCCAUUGGUCGAUCGUACUCCUCUUGAAGCACCACCGGUGGUUAUCGCCGUUGUUGGACCUCCAGGUUCCGGCAAAUCGACCUUGAUUAAGUCGUUGGUGAAGCGUUAUACCAAACAUAAUCUCGCCGAAAUCAAGGGUCCUAUUACCGUUGUUAGUGGCAAAAAACGACGAUUGACAUUUAUCGAGUGCGCCAACGACAUGAACUCCAUGAUUGACGUUGCCAAGGUGGCUGAUCUCGUAUUGCUAUUAAUCGACGCCAGCUUUGGUUUUGAAAUGGAAACGUUCGAAUUUUUAAAUGUACUUCAAUCACACGGAUUCCCCAAGGUCAUGGGUGUCUUGACACAUUUAGACAAAUUCCGUAACAACAAGACUCUACGCACGACAAAGAAACGACUCAAACACCGUUUCUGGACCGAAAUUUAUCAGGGCGCCAAACUGUUUUACUUGUCCGGUGUGAUCAAUGGCCGUUAUCCAAACCAAGAAGUACAGAACUUGUCGCGUUUCAUCUCUGUCAUGAAAUUCCGACCUCUUGUCUGGCGCAACACGCAUCCGUAUGUUGUAGCUGAUCGUGUGGAAGACUUGACUGAUCCAGAGUUGAUCCAUCUUAAGCCCAACUGUGAUCGUACAGUGACACUAUAUGGCUAUUUACGAGGUACCAACUUGAAACCCAACAUGCGCAUCCAUAUCCCUGGUGCAGGUGAUCAUACUUUGGCAGAUGUGUCUGUGCUACCUGAUCCGUGUGCCUUGCCAGACAAGGAACGGAAACGGUUGGAUGAAAAGCAUAAAUUGAUUUAUGCCCCCAUGUCGGAUAUCGGUGGUGUCAUGUAUGACAAGGAUGCAGUGUAUAUCAAUGUACCAGGCCAUUUCACCAAAAAAGCUGCAUUGGCUCCCUCUGAACGUCAACAACAACAAGGGGGCGAAAACGGAGAAGAACAAGAAGGCAAUGAGGAGGACAAGGAUGAAGAGGACGUACCCGCUGGCCCGGGUGAAAGAAUGGUCAUGAAUUUGCAGGAUGCUCAAGAUACCUUAGCUGCACAGUUGGAAGAAUCUCACUUGCGUAUUUUCGCCGGAUCCACUCCAUUGCGUGCUGGUGAUGUUAAAAAGCAACUGGUCGAGGAAGAUUCUGAAGAAGAAGAACAAGGAGGUAUAACUGAAUCCAUCGAACAAGACGACGCUGGUCGAAAGCGACGACGUGCAGUUUUCGGUAACGAGGAUAAUAUGGAUGAAGACGAUGACGACGAGGAAGACGACGAGGACGACGAUAUUAUGAUGGAUAGCGACGAAGAACUCGAAGAAGACGAUGUCGAUGAUGAAAAUAUCCCUCAGCGUGGCAAAGCAUUAAGCAAGUUUGAUACACGCAACAUCCCUCGAAAAGGCGAUAAGGAUGACAAGGAAGACAAGACGGACGAGCAGGAUGUCCAGUUUGCCGACAGUGAUAGCGACUUUGGCGGUAUUGAUGAUGAUGAUGACGACGACGAGGGUAUGAUCAACGUCGACGGCCGCAUGGCACAUGACGACGAUAAAGAAUUGUCGGGCGAAUUACGAUGGAAGGCCAAUCUGAAGGAGAAAGCUAGCCAAAUGUUUUUUGGUAACCGCCGCGUCAACUUGAUGAAUCUUAUUUACGACCGAGACGAUUUGACGCCCGAAGCUAUCAUGGAUGGUGACUAUGACAAUGAGAACGAGGACGAUGAAGAAAAAGACGCAGAGGAAGAGGAAUUCUUCACGUUGAAACGCGACAAUAGCGGCAAGGUCAAAGAGGCAGUGGAUACUGCUCGUGAAUCUGUGGAUAUGGAUGACCUUGACGUGUGGGGUGAAGAAGAGAUGCUUGACUCGAUCCGCAACCGCUUUAUUACAGGUGAAGACGACAAUGGUGCCAACGGCGCCGCCGGUGGUGAAGAGGAAGAAGUUUUCGGCGAUUUUGAAGAUCUCGAAAACGGUGAAGGUGGCGAAGGAGCAGCAGCAGCCGAAGAAGAACAGGAGCUGGAUCCAGUUGAAGCCGAACGUGCACGUAUCGCCAAGCGUAAAGAAGAGUUGCGGAAAAAGUUUGAUGAAGAGUAUGAAGGCGAUGAUGAUGAAGGCGGACCCAAGCUGGACUUUUACGAGCAACGCAAGGCUGAGAUUGAUAAGCAGUUGAAUGUCAACCGAGCUGAAUUUGAAGAGGAUGAUUUGCACACACGUGCUAUGGUGGAAGGUUAUCGUCCCGGCAGCUAUGUCCGUCUAUUGAUCAAAGACAUGCCUUGCGAGUUUAUCCAAAAUUUCGACCCUGUCUAUCCUGUGCUCGUGGGUGGGUUGUUAACGUCAGAAGACCAGUUCGGUGUAGUCCAAGUGCGACUCAAACGUCAUCGAUGGCAUCACAAGAUCCUAAAGACCAACGAUCCGCUUAUCUUCUCCAUGGGCUGGCGACGGUUCCAGAGUAUUCCUGUUUACUCGCUCAAUGACGGCACACGCAAUCGCAUGCUCAAGUAUACACCAGAACACAUGCAUUGUCUAGCCACCUUUUACGGUCCUGUACAUACGCCCAAUACUGGUUUCUGUGCUGUACAAUCUGUUUCUGAUAACAAGACGUCCUCGUUCCGGAUAAGCGCAACCGGCGUUGUUGUCGAUAUCAGUCAGUCGGCCGAGAUUGUAAAAAAGCUGAAACUGACGGGUACUCCAUACAAGGUCUACAAGAACACGGCAUUUAUCAAAGACAUGUUCACAUCAGCACUCGAAGUUGCCAAAUUCGAGGGAGCAACCGUCCGGACUGUUUCUGGCAUUCGUGGUCAAGUGAAAAAAGCGCUUGCAAAACCCGAAGGUCAUUAUCGUGCCACGUUUGAGGAUAAGCUGCUGUUGAGUGAUAUCGUUUUCUUGAGAGCAUGGUACCCUGUAAAGCCUCGUAAGUAUUAUAACCCAGUCACGUCCUUGCUGCUUUCAUCCAAGAAUGAGUGGCAAGGUAUGCGAUUGACGGGCCAAGUCCGUCGUGAACUAGAGAUGCGGGCACCACAGAAGCAGGAUUCGGCAUACAAGCCGAUUGAACGCAAAACACGUCGAUUCAAUACACUCAAAGUUCCCAAGUCGUUGCAAGCCGAGUUGCCAUUCGCAAGCAAACCCAAGAUCCCCAAAGCAGCGUCCAAAAAGUCGUAUCUUGCCAAGCGUGCUGUCAUUCUAGAGCCGGAGGAGAAGAAGGUCUUUACGUUGAUGCAGCAGCUGAAUACCAUCAGGAACGACAAGGAUCGGAAACGGAAGCAAAAGGACACGGAGCGUCGUGUGGAGAACAUCAAAAAGAAGGCCAAGCUGGAGGCCACCAAGGCAGAGAAAGAAAAGGAACGAAGGAAGGAGUAUUUCCGCAAGGAACAGCGCAAAUCAUCAUCGGCAGCAGCCAGCAGCAAAUAA